AUAACAUCUUUUUCACUUUGUCCUCACCUCGAUGGCCGCGUCGCCGCUGGGAGACGAUGUCUUCCAACAGCUUCGCAAACCCAUUGACCCCAAAGUGCUGGAACAGCGCGAGAAGGAGAUCCAGGACCGCGUGAAUGCGUCCUAUGAAAAGGCCGAACAGCGCCAACAUGAGCUGAUCUCCCUCAACUCCACGGCGCCGGUGACCAUCUCCUCGGUCAAAGUGCUGCACGCGACCCACACGCGCCACGGCUUUCUCGAGCGCAUCUUCGACCCUCUUCUCACCAAGAACCGCAAGGAUGAAGCAUACUACACUCUCCGCGAAGCCCUCACCGAAGUCUCCCACGCAGUGGACAAGCUCAACCGUCUCGACAUCUUCCAAGCACCAAUCUCCACCUACAUCGACAAAGCCGAGCCGACCGACCCGAGCACCACACCGACCGACUAUGCCGUAUUCGUGACAGCAAAAGAGAGGGGGCGAUAUACCAUCAAGACCGGCACCGAAGCCGGCACAGCAGAAGGGAGCGCUUACGUCAACGCCGUACUGCGCAACAUAUUCGGUGGAGGCGAGCGAUUAAACGGACAUGCGAGCUUGGGCACACGAACGCGAGAGACCUACAGCGCUACAUUUGACACACCCAUUCUCUCCAAUCCUGACUUGCGUCUCGAGUUUGGAGGAUUGAAGUCCAGUACCAUCAAACCAUGGGCAUCACACGAGGAAGUUCUACGAGGUGGGCAGACGAAGCUUUUGUGGCGGACAUCACCAUUCACCAAUCAGGAAUUUGGCUACAGUGGUUUCUGGAGACAAGUCACAAGCCUGGCAGAGAAGGCUUCACCCACAAUCCGUGGAGAUGCGGGUGAUAGCUUCAAGUCCAGCUUGUCGCAUACUCUCACAUACGACUCGCGGGAUGCGCCCAUGCUGCCCUCGAGAGGUGUACUAUUCAAAGCAGUGUCUGAGCUCGCGGGCGUGGGACCACUGGCUGGUGACGUUGCGUUUGCGAAAUACGAAGUGGAGAGUCAAGCUGCAGUACCUAUUCCUAUACCUGGUGUGAAAGGCGACAGUGGGGUUUCUUUCACUGCCGGCCUUCGUGGAGGAUUCCUAGCUCCUCUGCCUCUCUCUGGGCAGAAUGGGACAAGUCCAAGCAGAAUCAACGACCGCUUUCAGCUGGGUGGACCCACAGAUGUACGAGGCUUCCGACUCUCUGGCCUUGGACCUCGAGACGGUCCAGAUGCUGUAGGAGGAGACGUAUAUGCUGCAGGAGGCGCCUCUCUUCUCUUCCCUCUACCUCGAGUAGGCAAGGACACGCCGCUCAGACUCCAAGCUUUCGUCAAUGGAGGACGAUUACUAGCUUUUCAAGAUACCAGAACCGGCGGCAGGGAUGAGAAGCAAGCCUUGACUGUUGGCGAUGUGGGGAGCAGUUUGGUCAAAACGGUCGGUGACCUGGGCAAAAGCCUGCCCAGUGCUGCAGCAGGUGUGGGACUGGUGUAUGCACACCCCGCGGCAAGAGUCGAAGUGAAUUUUAGCUUACCAUUGAUCAUACGGAAAGGCGAAGAAGGAAGAAAGGGGUUGAGCUUUGGUAUUGGACUAAGCUUCUUGUAGAACCACGAUCACGGACGCGGGAUCAUAGACACAAUGUACAGUUGCGAACUCUUCUCAGUCCUAUCAAAAGCCUCGACAUGCAGCGUCCCGAAAGUCUUGACCGUUGACGAUCAUGCCAGAG
Molecule: messenger RNA, 1718 nt
Organism: Cercospora beticola
Lineage: Eukaryota; Fungi; Ascomycota; Dothideomycetes; Mycosphaerellales; Mycosphaerellaceae
Gene: SAM50
Product: SAM complex subunit SAM50
Biological process (GO): protein insertion into mitochondrial outer membrane
Cellular component (GO): outer membrane
Source: RefSeq, a predicted model, not a curated record